Maniola jurtina (meadow brown) is the source of this 996-nucleotide messenger RNA. RefSeq names its product histone H2A, sperm-like (gene H2ax-l). The record is from RefSeq and is a predicted model, not a curated record. The transcript has 4 exons. Gene Ontology annotation, molecular function: structural constituent of chromatin; DNA binding; protein heterodimerization activity. Bases 135 to 554 code for a protein of 139 amino acids. NCBI's taxonomy places the organism in Eukaryota, Metazoa, Arthropoda, Insecta, Lepidoptera, Nymphalidae. Gene Ontology annotation, cellular component: nucleosome.
CCGCGCUUUUUUGUGUCAUCUGUCGUAAUUAAAUUAAAUUUCGAACGUUGAAAAGGUAGUGCGUAGAAAGUCGAAGAAAUAAUUAUAUAGGUAUUGCCCUUUGUUUAGGCAAAUAAAAGCGUAAAGUAUAAAAAAUGCCUGCACAUGAUAUUACAGCGAAGAACAAAACGAAAUCCAAGACCAAAAGCAAACGCGCGGGUCUCACGUUUCCUGUGGGCAGGGUGUACAGGAUUCUGCGUAAGGGGAAGUAUGCUCCUCGAGUUGGUUGUGGAUCUGCAGUGUAUAUGACCGCGGUGUUGGAGUAUCUGUCUGCAGAAAUACUGGAGCUUGCUGCGAAGGCUGCCACUGACAAUGGUAGAUCCAGGAUUUUGCCGAGGCACAUAAUGUUGGCCGUGGCAAAUGAUGAUGAACUUGACAAAAUGCUCCGCGGCGUCACCAUACCUCAAGGAGGAGUCAUGCCCAAGAUCCAUACACAGCUUCUGCCCAAGAAAACCAAGAAUAGUAGCAAAGCCCAGACUAUUGGAAGCUCAAAAGUUCUAUCUCAAGAGUACUAAAAAUAUUUUUAUUUAAGUUAGGUACUUUAAGGAUCAUUUUGGUAGGUUUUUGAUUGAUAAUAAUAUUAACUGUGAAGUGGCAACCAACACUAUCUUGGUUUACCUUUGCCAGAUAAAGGAAAAAAACUUGUAUCUUUCAGCUAAAUAUUUUAUAUUCCUGCCAGUGUAGGUGAAGCCUGAAGCCAUGCUUGUGUAUUUCAAAUUUUUGUUACAACUAGGCAACUGUCAUAAACUGACACUGCAGAGUAUGACGUGAAAUCAUUAAUUUGAGAUAGGAUGUGGUGCCAGUUCACGGUCGAUAUAUUGUUAUCUUCUGAAACAAUAUUAUUUUCCAUUAUUGUGAUAUGUAAAUUAAUUAACAAAGAUAAUGGCACUGAUUCUGAGCACUAAAUUUGUGAAACAAAAAAAAAAAGACUUAAACUUGACUUUAGGUGUCAGUCGC